Camponotus floridanus (Florida carpenter ant) is the source of this 1758-nucleotide messenger RNA. RefSeq names its product golgin subfamily A member 6-like protein 6. Lineage: Eukaryota; Metazoa; Arthropoda; Insecta; Hymenoptera; Formicidae. The coding region runs from base 1 to 1758 and encodes 585 amino acids. The record is from RefSeq and is a predicted model, not a curated record. The transcript is spliced from 2 exons.
AUGAACAAAGGCAAAGUCAGCAAGGAAGUACAGAAAGAGAUAAAGGCAAUAUUCUGGAACACGGCAGGAAUUGCAAGGAAAGACGAGGAGUUUUGGGAGUACAUACAGGAUUUUGAUAUAAUUAACUUUACGGAGACGUGGAUAGAGGAGAAGCAAUGGAAAAAAAUGGAAGCCCUGAUGCCAAAGGAAUACAACUGGGUAACACAGUACGCAGCAAGAGACAAGAAAAGGGGCAGAGGAGUGGGAGGCAUGAUAACAGGAGUGAAGAAAAACAUCAGGAUGGAGGAAGUACAAAAAGAAACACAAGGAAUAAUUAGUUAUGGUGUAGAAAUCAACGGAGGAAAAUGGAAAAUUAUCUCAAUUUACAACAGAGAAGGAAAGAAGAAGUCACUAGAAGAACUGGAAGAGAUAAUCGAAGGCGAUGGAUGGAAAAAAAUGAUAGUGGGAGGAGAUUUCAACGCUAGAACAGCAGAGAAAGGAGAAAUAGUUUGGGAUGGAGAGGAGGAAGGAAGUAGGAGAUACUCGAAGGACAAAAUAAUGAACAAACAAGGAAUUGAUCUACUGGAAAAAAUAGAGAAGCUGGGACUAGAAAUAAAAAGUUUCAGGAUAGGAGAAAGGACUGAAUCAGACCAUCAACCUUUAGAGAUAGAACUGAAAGCGACAACAGAGGAGAUAAGAGAGAGAGAAGAAGUAAAAGAGAAAGAGAUAGAAGAUUGGACAGAGGAGGGAAUAAAAGUAUACCAAGAAAAUCUCAAGAAGAGGAAAGCAGAAAAGGAAGAAAUCCAAGAGGAAUGGGAAGAACUAGUAGAAGAAAUCAAGAAAGCAAUAAGCAAAAAGAAAGUCAAGAACAAAAUGCAAAAGGUAGGAAAGAAACCUUGGUGGGACAAAGACUGCAGAAACAGUAAAACGAAACUGAACCGAUCCCUCAGGCAAAUGAGAAAAGGAAACAUAAAGAGGACAGAAUUUAUAGAAGAAAAACAAAGACACAACAAGCUCUGCGAAACAAAGAAGAAGGAAGAGAGAGAAAGAGAGCAGACCAAAAUCGCAGAGAUACAAAAUGAAACAGAAAUAUGGAGAUAUAUAAAGAAGGAGAGAGGCCGACGAGAAAAGCCAGAGGACAACAUUGAGGAGCAACAAUGGAAAAGAUACUUCAUGGAACUACUGGAGGGAGGUGAGACGAGAGGAAAUAACGAUGCACGAAACGUGCGAGAAGCAGGAGGUAAUCAAGAAAUGCCACGAGAGGAAGAAACAAAGGAGGAGGAAGAGGGAUUCACAGAGGAAGAGAUGGAAAACGCAAUAAGAAGACUCAAGAAGAAAAAAGCAACAGGUGAAGACAGGCUCAAAAACGAAGUGUGGAUAAACGCAGAUAGGGAAACAAAAGAAAAAUUGAGGAAAAUAAUGGAAAAAAUAUGGAACGGAGAGAAACUGCCAAGAGGAUGGAAAGUAGGCAUGAUAUACCCAAUACAUAAAAAAGGAGACAAAAAAGAAGUGAAAAACUACAGAGGGGUAACAUUACUAGACACGGCAUACAAAAUCUAUGCAAUGAUUCUGGAAGAAAAACUGAGGAAGGAAGUUGAGAGACUAAAGCUGCUUCCAGAAACGCAAGCAGGUUUCAGAAAAAGGAGAAGUUGCAUAGAUAAUAUAUUUGCACUGAAAAUAAUAGCGGAAAAAACGAUAACGAAAAAGAAAGGAAAAUUCUACGUCUUUUUUGCGGACCUGAAAGCAGCGUUCGAUAAGGUGAACAGAAAGAAGCUAUAG